AAACCAAAGCAUUACCAUAGAGCAUCGUCGCAAAAGAUUAGUCCCAAGUUGCUUCUUUUACUCCUGCAAAAGACAACAAUUGAUUAACAAACACCCGGUUGCAGAAAAAGUUUACAUUUACACCGCAACGCAUCUAAUAUAUUAAUACCACUACAUUCCUACACACACACACCCCCCUUCUCUCCCCUCCAUCACAGCAAUGCCUAGCGACGAAGAAGACUACAUCCCUUGGAUUCAACAGUUCUGUGAACUCUUUGGCCACGACUACUUUGUCCAAGUCUCUCAGGACUUUAUUGAGGAUGAUUUCAAUCUCACGGGCCUCCUGCUGCAGGUUCCUUACUAUAGAGAAGCAUUAUACACUAUACUAGACUAUCAAGUAGAGACAGCUGAAGAUUCACCACAAGAUAACAACUCUAUCCCCGGUACAGCCAACACCACCGCCACCACCAACACAGCCAACACCUCUAGCUCCAAGAAAGAAGCCAAAAAUGAACUUCCAAACAAGGCAUUACUAGCUCAUUCGGCAGAGUUGCUCUAUGGGUUAAUUCACGCCCGUUACAUCAUAUCCAAACAGGGACUCACCGCCAUGGCAUCCAAGUUUGAGCGCAAUGAUUUCGGCUCGUGUCCUCGUUACUUUUGUGAUGGUAUGCAUUUGAUCCCCGUAGGUCUGACGGACAUCCCGGGGCAAGAAACGGUGCGAUUGUAUUGUCCUUGCUGCAAUGACAUUUACAUUCCUUCCAGCUCACGUUAUUUGAAUAUCGACGGUGCAUUCUUUGGAACUACGUUCCCAGGUUUACUUGUUAAAAUGUUUCCUGAAAUAGAAAAUCAGUGUCGAAUCAGAAUAAAUAAAUUUAGUGCUAAUGAUUUCGGGUUGAAAUUGUUUGGAUUCAAGGUGAAUGAAACCAGCGCCAGUGGACCGCGGAUGAGAUGGUUACGAAUGCAUCCAAAGACCGACGAGGAGAAGGAAGAGUACGAAAACUGUGAGUUCAGCGUACCCAAAUGGGUAUCUGAUAGUGAUAUGGAAGAUGCCAAUGACGAUGAUCAGGAAGAUGGCGAUGAUCUUGAUGAUGAUGAAGACGACGAAGACGACGACGAUGAAGAGGAGAAUGAUGAUGAUGAUAAAACUAUGGCUAGCGAGUAACCUCGAUAGAAACACCUACUCGUCAUGCUCUAUGUAUAUUUACAAAUAUAAACUAUACAAAUGUAUUAAUUGUAGUUCAAUGAGUCAAGUUCAUUGGCUUUCCUGGCUCCCAUUCUUUGAUGCCGUUUCGGAUAUUAAUCCAGUAUUUCAAUCGGAUGGCAGUCAUCAUGAGCUCGUCCCAGUCCUUGAUUUCGUAUUUAAUCAUGUCAGCAAUCUCCGCUUCUGUUUCUUCAAUCCGUUCCUCAUUUUCCACUUCUAAUUCCUCCAAUUCUUGUUCCAGAGUGGCCAAUUCCAAUCGUUCAUGUACCUCAAGAACAUUCAUCAAUAUCUCCUUGUAUGCCAAACUGCUUUGGGUGGAUUUACUUUGAAACUUUUUGAUCAAAUCCUUGGAAAUUUCAUCGCGAGAUAGAUCAAGAUGAAGUGGGUGGUUCACCUUUAUGAAAUGCACUAUUCUCGAAUAUGGGUUUUUCAAAGUGGUGUAGGCCUUAUUUAUAACUUCACUAAGUGAUGCCUCAUUCGACACGACUUCUGAAUUGAGGAUAGCUGACCCGUUCAAAUCAGGGUGGUUCUCACUCUGCAAAUUUCUAUACUCUCUCCGCAAAUGUUUCGGGUUGAUAAUGAAUGAGUCCUGGGGUGGACCUCCAUGAGGGAAGUUCUGAGGAAAGAGCUUGAAGUAGGAUGUUAUUGGUUUGGUGGAGUACCGCCGAGCAAGUACGGAUAUUCUAAACAUGGUGUACUUGCUAUAAAAGAAGACUC
Messenger RNA from Spathaspora passalidarum NRRL Y-27907, 1897 nucleotides. It is a transcript of the gene CKB1, whose product is annotated as casein kinase 2 regulatory subunit. Gene Ontology annotation, cellular component: protein kinase CK2 complex; cytoplasm. Gene Ontology annotation, molecular function: protein kinase regulator activity. The transcript has a single exon. The record is from RefSeq and is a predicted model, not a curated record. The coding region runs from base 200 to 1141 and encodes 313 amino acids. Lineage: Eukaryota; Fungi; Ascomycota; Pichiomycetes; Serinales; Debaryomycetaceae.